This is a messenger RNA of Kuraishia capsulata CBS 1993, 2373 nucleotides long. RefSeq lists its product as uncharacterized. The transcript has a single exon. Bases 1 to 2373 code for a protein of 790 amino acids. Gene Ontology annotation, cellular component: membrane; endoplasmic reticulum. NCBI's taxonomy places the organism in Eukaryota, Fungi, Ascomycota, Pichiomycetes, Pichiales, Pichiaceae. The record is from RefSeq and is a predicted model, not a curated record. Gene Ontology annotation, biological process: carbohydrate metabolic process; N-glycan processing. Gene Ontology annotation, molecular function: mannosyl-oligosaccharide 1,2-alpha-mannosidase activity; calcium ion binding.
AUGUCAAGUUAUAUUGGUUCCAAAAGGCCAUCCACCUUUGACUCAGGAGACACAUCAAUAACGUCGACGUUCUGGAAGGCCAAAAACAAACCUGACCUGCCACUUUACAAAGACAAGCCCAAAAGCGCGACGGGAUUUCUGACUACCCAUAGAAAAAGAAUGGUUUUCAAGCUUUUCCUGCUCUCGAUUGCUCUCUAUCUGUUACAUUAUACUUACUCUCUCAUCUCCUCCACAGCCGCAGUGGAUCCGUUGACGUCGAAAGAACUGUGGCAGAACAGAAGAGAUGAAGUUAAGAAGGUAUUCCAGGAAUCCUGGAAGGACUACGAGAAGCACGGUUGGGGCAAUGAUGUCUACCAUCCAAUCAAGCAAACAGGCAAAGACAUGGGGUCAAAGCCCUUGGGCUGGAUCAUAGUAGAUUCUCUGGACACUCUGAUGCUUAUGGAUCUAAAAGAAGAACUGCAUGAGGCUCGGAGUUGGGUUAAGAAUGAGUUGACCUACGAUUUUGACUACGACGUGAACGUUUUCGAGACCACAAUUCGCAUGCUCGGAGGAUUGCUCUCUGCCUUUUACCUUUCACAAGAUGAGAUGUAUCUAGACAAGGCAGUGAACCUGGGAAACAAGAUCAUUGGUGCUUUUGAUUCACCCUCUGGGAUCCCAUAUGCCUCAGUUAAUCUCCAAACGGGUAAAGGUAUCGAGAGUCAUGUGGACAGAGGUGCGAGUUCCACUGCCGAAGUGGCCACUUUACAACUGGAGUUCAAAUAUCUUGCCAAACUAACCGGUGAGAACUUGUAUUGGGAGAAGGUUGAGAAGGUGAUGGAGGUAUUGGAUUCCAACCAGCCAGUCGAUGGUUUGGUGCCCAUUUACGUGCACCCAAAGACUGGCAAGUACCAGGACAGGCUGAUCAGAUUGGGUUCGCGUGGUGAUUCGUAUUAUGAGUAUCUCUUGAAGCAGUAUCUGCAAACCAGUUCUGAGGAGGGUGUCUACUUGGAUAUGUAUAGGGAAGCUGUCAAGGGCAUUAAGACCCAUCUCAUCAACAAGUCUCUUCCAAAUGGCCUCACAUAUAUUGGCGAAUUGCCUACAGGCAUUGGUGGUGAUCUUUCUCCUAAGAUGGACCAUUUGGUGUGUUUUGUUGGUGGAUUGUUUGCGUUGGGUGCCACCUCUGGUGAGGAUGUCUCAAUAGCAAGAAAGGCUUCCGGCUGGAGUGCUGAGAAGGAAGAGGAUUUCUCGCUUGGGAGAGAAAUCGCGCGUACUUGUUACAAGAUGUACCAUGAUGUUGAGGGCACUGGGCUGGCGCCUGAGAUUGUGGUUUUCAAUUCUGACCAGAAGAACCAGCACGAUUUUUUCAUCAAGCCCCUGGAUAAGCACAAUCUACAGCGGCCAGAAACGGUGGAAACGCUUUAUUACAUGUACCGCAUGACCAAAGAUCCAAUAUACAGGGACUGGGGUUGGGAGAUCUUCCAAAACUUUGUCAAGCACACCAAGGUCACUUCUGGUGGAAAGGACAAUGCUCCUCGUUACACCUCUCUAGAUGAUGUGACCUCUGUGCCCCCGAAGAAGAGAGAUAACAUGGAAUCGUUCUGGUUGGCUGAAACUUUGAAAUACCUGUACUUGCUGUUUGAUGAUUCUGAUAACCCCAAAUGGGAUAUCAAAAACGUUGUUUACAACACCGAAGCACAUCCACUUCCUAAGUUUGAGAUGUCGGUGCUGUUCAAAACAGGGUGGGUAAGAUCAAAGCUUGGCGAGGAUGAAGCCCAGGCCAAGAAGAAAGAAACGAUAAAGGAUGCAGAGAAGAAGCCAUCGAAAGAGAAGCCGGUGAUCCAAGCAGAUAGGUCAAGUAAUGACAAGCAAGAUCCACAGAUCAAGGACGAAGCGGAACCAGAUCUCCAUAAGGCGAUUGGUGGCAUGAACGAUAAGUCCAACGAUGUUCUUGAUCCUCUUCCCCUCAAGGGUACCAGCAACGAGCAGUCAAUGGAGAACUUCAAAAAAGACGGAAAGGCCAGGGAGCCAGAGUUACCCAAGGCUCAACCGAUCUCUCCGUCUGUGGAUAAGCAGCAAACCGAAGAGUUGCUAUCUCAAAACUUGGAAGAUGAUACCGGUGCUAUGCUCAAAGACAAAGUUCAAAAGCUUGUUGAUAGGAAAAAUGAUGACGAACUUGAAGAUAUUCUGUUUGGUAAAGACAAAGAAUCUGUCAUUGAGAAGCAACUACCUCCCAAGUCCGAAGUUGAGAAAGGUGGAACUAUUCCAGAGGCAAAAAAGCCAUCAAAGCCUUUACAUGCUCAAUUGGCAGAAGUCGAAGAUAAAGUGAAAAACAAUGAUGCUGGAUUGAAAGCGAAAAUGGAGAAUGAUCUACUGGCUGAUGCUGCCCAGAACUAG